ACUCGUCGUCUGCGCAAGCCGGAUAGUAUACCAACGUGUCCUAUCUACUCCCACGAGUAGCUCGAUAUAGCGCGAGCGACGCAACAUAAGUUAGUACAACGUGUUAAAUCAUCGAUGAAUACGCAACGCAAAAUGGAGUAAUCGAGAGGUGUCAUCCAGAAAGAGGUACGACCGAAUCGAAAAUUUGAGGCAAAUCCAUCAACAUGGGCCUCAAGGACUUCCGUAUAGUAUUUGACAAUCAAUGGAGUACGUAUUACCCGGGGCAAAACGUGACAGGCAACAUCGUCAUCGUCCUGGAUAGCACAAAAAAAAUUCGCGGUAUAAGUGUGAAAAUAAAGGGGGAAGCGAAUACUUGUUGGACGACCGACAAACAAGAGAUGGACGAGAGGGGACAAUAUCAUGAUGAAACUCAAACUGUUACGGCGCACGAAGAAUAUUUUGAAAUGAAAUACUACUUGGUUGGAUCGGCCUCGGGUGGAGAAAUUGAAAUACAAUCAGGAGAACACAAAUUUCCAUUUACAUGUUCUUUACCGACAAAUUUGCCGAGCAGCUUUGAAUCUGACUUUGGACACGUUCGAUAUAUCAUUAAAGCUACCUUGGAUCGUCCUUGGAAAUUUGAUCAAGAAGUUAAGAGUCCUUUUACAGUCAUCGCUCCCUUGGAUUUGAAUAAAGAACCCAGAGCGGCUGAACCUGUGAAGCAAGAAAUGUCCAAGACGUUUUGUUGCUUAUGCUGUGGCACGCCACCUUUAACCGUAAACUUUUCGCUACCGGUUCGAGGAUAUGUGCCUGGGCAAUCGAUGCCGAUAAAGAUAAAUGUGGAGAAUUUGUCAAACGUCGUGGUAAACAACAUCAAGCUUGCGCUCUGUAAGGUCGUGACUUUUCGAGCUAAUACACCACGUGUAGACACCAAAACGGAGGAAAUCGUAGUGGCGGAAGUCAGCAAAGGACCAGUCGAGGGAGGUGGAACCGCCGAUUACGAGCAACAUUUGGACAUUCCGCCUCUUCCACCAUCGAACCUCGCUAAUUGCAAUAUUAUUGAUCUCGAAUAUAAUCUAAAAGUUCAAGCAUGCGUCGAAGGAUGGUAUCAUCGAAAUUUAUCCGCCAACACGCUUAUUUUCGUGGGAACGAUCCCGCUCGCUCUUUAUCAUGCUCCAAGUGCUCCGCCUAUUGAAACGGAUGGCGAUAAUUCAGCAAAACCUGAAGCUGGUUUCGUAAUACCUUCGGAGAAUAAUGCGCUGCCUCCAUUACCCGAGUCCAAUUUGUAUCCAAAUUUACCUCCGCCAUCCUACGAGGAGUCGUUAACUGGGGCCAGAAAUCUUCGCGAACGAGGAGAAUCGGAAUAUGUUUAUGGCUUGUCUAAUCGGUUUGCACCAAGAUACCCGGUAUAUAACUUUGCUCCCACGCAGAAUUAAAAGAGGGAACGAAAGAUACCGCUAUAUCGAGAUUGGCUUUUUGCAAAAUUCUUGAAACACGUAUUUUACUGCUCUGGCGAUAGAAGUUUUCAAGAAUGCAACGUAAAUUGCAAAAUAUUCAUAUAUACUCAGCUUUAAAUAGCCAUUUCUAAUCAGCGUUUGGGAAACAUAUGAAUUAUAAAGCGCACAAUUUUUUACGUAUAUAAUCCAGUGAACAAACGAACAAAGCUUCUCUAUAGUUGGCAUUUAUAUUUUUUUACAUAUAUCGAGCGCAGGGUAACGGUUAUCUAACAAACUCUCUGAGAGAGUAUAUUUAUUUAUAUUAAUAUAUUUAUACAGAUUUACAUAUAUAAAUAAGUACGAUUUUGUAUAUAAAACUAUAUCGAAUUAUGAGACAAGGAUUUUAGAUGUUGAUUACAUUAGCACUUUUGUAAGCGCACACUUUUCAAAACAAUGCACAUAAGUUCCUCUGUAUGAAUUAGAAUCAUAGUGACAUAUAGUGAAAUAAAAGAUCGAAUUCAUCACGAA
Molecule: messenger RNA, 1940 nt
Organism: Cataglyphis hispanica
Lineage: Eukaryota; Metazoa; Arthropoda; Insecta; Hymenoptera; Formicidae
Product: arrestin domain-containing protein 17
Exons: 7
Coding region: 204-1412 (402 amino acids)
Biological process (GO): protein transport
Cellular component (GO): cytoplasm
Source: RefSeq, a predicted model, not a curated record